UUAUUGCACUUUAAACUAUAGGUAUGCCAUGGGUAUCCACGCUGUGGCCCCUGUCAAAGCAAGCAUGCAACUCAGCGUUUUGCAUUGACAGCUGUACCAAUGCAAUCCUUUGAAUGUGUGCAGCUACAGAACAGUCUACUCUUCAAACAAAAGGAGGACCAUUGACCUCAUGCAUACACAUAGUGAAAAGUCAGACUCACCAGGGCCCCUGCCCUAACCAGUUCAAGUGUAUUUGUUUCAGGGACAGAGGAGGUAGCAUUUAAAGGAUUUUGCCACCAUCAACAAAAAGGGCAACACAGGUUAUCUAUUUCUCUUUUGCCUCUUAACAUCUCUCUCUCCCUCUCUACUCUCUCACUCCCUCUUUCCCCAGAGGAUAAGCAAAGAGGGAUUUGCCUCGGAAUCAACAAGUGUACUUUCUCCUUCCUGCAUAGUCAAAGCGUGUGUCAGGAUGUACAGCUUUAUGGGCGGUGGCCUGUUCUGUGCCAUUAUUGGGAACAUCCUAAUAGUGGUUUCCACAGCGACAGACUAUUGGAUGCAGUAUCGCCUCUCAGGCAGCUAUGCCCACCAGGGCCUGUGGAGGUACUGCAUGGCCAACAAGUGCUACAUGCAGACAGCAAGUAUAGCAUACUGGAAUGCCACACGGGCAUUCAUGAUCCUAUCGGGAAUGGCGUGCUUUGCGGGCAUCAUGGCAGGCAUCCUCUCAUUUACCAAUUUUUCUGCCUUUGAGAGAUUCAGUCGUUCCUUUGCAGCAGGAAUCCUGUUUUUCAUCUCCACUUUGUUUGUGCUGCUGGCUAUGGCGAUCUACACUGGCGUAACCCUAAGCUUUCUGGGCAAGCGGUUCGGAGACUGGCGCUUCUCCUGGUCCUACAUACUGGGAUGGGUGGCCAUGCUCAUGACCUUCUUUGCAGGGAUAUUCUACAUGUGUGCCCACAGAAUGUAUGAAUCCCGGAGAGUGGUUGGAAGUCGCUAACCUGAAGAAGGAAAAACUGCAGGCAGCAGAAAGUUUUGGCUCAGAAAUCAUCAGGAACUUCAUCACACCCUAAUGUUAUAUAAGUUUAAUAACUUUAAACUUAAAAAAUACACUGACAAAUUUAUAGUUUAAAACCACAUUGAAGGACUCUUUUUUUUUUUACACAUGCACAUAUAUUUGUAUAAUUCUGCACAGAUAAAAAUACCAGCCUUCACAAGUGUUUAUUUCACUUUUCAUAAUUUUUUUUUUCAAUAAAAUUCCACAUCAAAUCA
Molecule: messenger RNA, 1242 nt
Organism: Cyprinus carpio (common carp)
Lineage: Eukaryota; Metazoa; Chordata; Actinopteri; Cypriniformes; Cyprinidae
Gene: lim2.4
Product: lens intrinsic membrane protein 2.4
Cellular component (GO): plasma membrane
Molecular function (GO): structural constituent of eye lens
Source: RefSeq, a predicted model, not a curated record